AUGGAGCAUGAUCGACCGAAGCUCUACAAACGUAGGGAAGUACUUCUAGGCAUUACCGGGCAAGACUUCGUCCUCAUUGCGGCGUCCAAAGCCGCCAUGCGCGGCGUAACCGUCCUAAAAGAGGAAGACGACAAGACCCGCACUUUAAACCCGCAUACAUUGAUGGCGUUUUCUGGAGAAGCCGGGGAUACUGUCCAGUUUGCGGAAUAUAUCCAGGCGAACGUUCAGCUAUAUGGAAUGAGGAAUAACUCGAAAUGGCAGCUUUCGCCGAGUGCCGUCGCAAGCUUUGUUCGGAGAGAGUUGGCGAAGAGUCUAAGGAGUAGGAAACCUUACUACGUGAACCUUCUUAUCGGCGGCUUUGACACAAACACCAACGAGCCUCAUCUUUACUGGCUGGAUUACUUGGCGGCGUCAGCACGCACACCCUAUUCAGCGCAUGGAUAUGCACAGUACUACUGUCUUUCCAUUCUUGACAAGCACCACAAUCCGAACAUUACGCUCGAGGAAGGACAGAAGCUGUUGAGAAUGUGUCACGAAGAGCUGGUCAAGAGAUUGCCGAUAGAUUACAAGGGAUUGCUGGUUAAGGUCAUAAGGGCUGAUGGCAUAACAGAGCUCGAGCUUUAA
Molecule: messenger RNA, 624 nt
Organism: Morchella sextelata
Lineage: Eukaryota; Fungi; Ascomycota; Pezizomycetes; Pezizales; Morchellaceae
Exons: 5
Coding region: 1-624 (207 amino acids)
Biological process (GO): proteasomal protein catabolic process
Cellular component (GO): proteasome core complex, beta-subunit complex; cytosol; proteasome core complex
Molecular function (GO): peptidase activity
Source: RefSeq, a predicted model, not a curated record